Molecule: messenger RNA, 261 nt
Organism: Marchantia polymorpha subsp. ruderalis
Lineage: Eukaryota; Viridiplantae; Streptophyta; Marchantiopsida; Marchantiales; Marchantiaceae
Source: the annotation of a GenBank genome assembly
AUGAAAAAACCCCCGGCUGAUUUACUUUUCACCCUCUUGCCUCUUACACGUCGCUGCGCCUCUGCCGAGAGCCUGCUUGGUCUCAGUCUGCAUACUCCAGUGGAUUUGGAGCUCGUGGAAGCUCUUGGUAGACGGAACAAAUGGUUUGAAACACCUGCAGCUGGGAAGAUGGACGAGUUUUUCACGAGCGGCUCAGGAAGAUUGCUACAACAGGAUGAACCCAAACGAAAUCAGGAGAAGCAUGGAAAUGUGAUCGAGUAA